This is a messenger RNA of Brassica napus (rape), 1276 nucleotides long. Its product is annotated as serine/arginine-rich splicing factor RS2Z33. The record is from RefSeq and is a predicted model, not a curated record. Gene Ontology annotation, biological process: mRNA splicing, via spliceosome. Gene Ontology annotation, cellular component: nuclear speck. Bases 67 to 1110 code for a protein of 347 amino acids. The transcript is spliced from 7 exons. NCBI's taxonomy places the organism in Eukaryota, Viridiplantae, Streptophyta, Magnoliopsida, Brassicales, Brassicaceae. Gene Ontology annotation, molecular function: mRNA binding; zinc ion binding.
GUUAGGUUAAAGCUUCGGGGAGCGCGGCGAAGUAUCUGUCACGAGGGUUGAAGAUGCCUCGCUACGAUGAUCGUUACAGCAGCAAUGACCGAUACGGUGGUGCGCGUCUCUAUGUUGGCCACCUCUCCUCUCGAACAAGGGAACGCGAUCUUGAACACCUCUUCAGCAAAUACGGAAGGUUUCUUGACCUGGAGGUUUGUGGUGAGAGAGAGGGUUCACCUUGGUGGUGUUCUGUUUGUUGUAUUGGUUGCGUGUUUUGGUGGUGAACAUGGCAACAAUCUCAAUUCUGGUGUUUUGUUCUGCCGUUGUUGGUGGUCAAGUAUUAUAGCAGCUACACCAGUAGCGUUUGUUAAAAGUAAAAUGAUGGCCUUACUGUUUCUGGCUAACCAUUUCCGCAGAAUUCGAGAUUUGGACAUGAAGCGAGACUAUGCCUUCAUUGAGUUCAGCGAUCCUAGAGAUGCGGAUGAUGCGAGGUACAGGCUGGACGGAAGAGACUUUGAUGGAAGCCGUAUCACUGUGGAGUUUGCCAGAGGGACACCUCGUGGUUCCCGUGACUUUUCCUCGAGCAGAGGCCCUCCUCCCCCAGGGAGUGGUCGUUGCUUCAACUGUGGUCUUGAAGGACACUGGGCUCGUGAUUGCUCUGCUGGUGACUGGAAGAACAAAUGUUAUCGAUGUGGAGAUAGGGGUCACAUUGAGAGGAACUGCAAGAACAGUCCUAAGAAGCUCAGGCGGGACGCAAGUUACUCAAGAUCGCCGGUUAGGUCUCGGUCUAGGUCUCCUCCUCGUCGCAGAAGAAGAAGCCCCAGCAGAAGCUAUAGCCGUGACCGUAGCUACAGUCGCUCCAGAUCACCGGUUAGGAAGGAAACGGAUCGUAGCCCUGAAGCUGCAAGGAGCAGAAGCCCUGAACUAAUGGUGGACAACUCUCCUCCAAAAGAUAGGAAGCGAAGUUUGACUCCUGAAGAAGGCAGUCCAAUGCGUGAGAAGAACAGUCCCAAGGAGAAUGAAUUGAGCCCGAGAGGAAACGAUGGUGGAGGUAUUGGAACCAAUGAGCAAGACGGAAGCCCUAGUCCUAGAGAAGACCGUAACCCUGUGGAGGAUGAUGACCAGUGAAGAGUGGGGAAACAAACGUUGGUGAUUGCUUAAGAGUGUCCUCAAAAGACUUUUAAUGGUUUUAGACAACUGUAAUGGAUUCUGUUAUUUCUCCUGAAUGUUUGGAGGCUUGGCUUUGUAGUUCUGACUCUUUCAUUUUUCUGAAAUCUUAUCUGAUUCUCAGUUA